GCGGCAAGAAGGCGUCGCCUAGCAAGGCGGCAGCGGCUGGGAGCUGUCCGUACGACCUGUUUACGCUGCUGCAUGGGCUCCACACCUCCGCGCCCCAGCUGCUGCUCCCCGUCAUCCCGGAGCUCAAGGCGCAGCUGCGGCAGGACGACGAGCACCGCCGGGCCGCCGCCGCCGCGCUGCUGACCCGCCUGCUGGCGGCACCGCCGGUGGCCGCUGCGGAGGCGCACCAGCACCCGCCGCCGCCGCCACAGUCGCACUCGCUUCCGGUGUCGUCGAUGGGAGGCGGGUCGACGCCGGCGCAUGCAGGUGUUGGUGCUGCGGGUGGUGGGGCGGCGGUGGUUCCGCUGGCGGCGCAGUAUCCGGAGCUGAUGCAGGACCUGCUGCAACGCUUUACAGACCAAUCGCCCGUUAUACGGCAGCAGAUGCUCGCCCGUACGGCACAGCUAGCAGAAGCGGCCGCAAUCGCCAACCCAGAUGGCUCCCUGGAGCAUCAGGUCCUCUCCGCCGCUCGAGACCGCCUGCAGGACAUCGAUGAGCGUGUAAGAGCGGCGGCAUGCAGGGCCAUAUGUGUGCUGGCGGCGGCAGCCGCCACUGGUAUCGGCGCCGCAGGCGCCGCCGCCGCCGCCGCUGCAGGCGCCGCUGCAGGCGGCGUCCGCAGCCAUCACCGGCGCCGCAGCCUGGAAGAGGCGCCAGCAGGCCUCCCCAUGUCAUCGCAGCAACCACAUUCGCAGCAGCUGGGCGGCCCUGCGCUGUACGACAAUGAACUGGUGGCGGUUGUACGGCAGGAUGUAGCUGCGAGGCUGCGGGACAGGAAGAUUGCCGUACGGCGGGAGGCGGUGGUGGGGCUGCUGGCGGCUUGGCGGGACGCCUGCAUGGCGCUGGUGCAGGGCUGCCUCUCGCUGCCCGGCCUGGUUCGCAGCGUGGGCUGGGUUCCCGCCCGGCUGUGUUCCGAGGCGGUGAAGGAUGUGGAGCUGAGGCCGCAUGUGAUGGCGGCACUGGCAGCAGCAGGCGGCGCAGCACAGCAGCAGCAGGGGGCGGCAGGAGGAGCAGCUGGGGGGGUGAGGGGCGGUGCGGGGCUGCUGCCGUCUGCGAUGGGGCAACAGCUGGGUGCGGCGGUUUGGGCCGCGCUAUGGCAAUCAUACGACACAGCAGAUCGUACGGCAGUACGGAAGCUGCUAGCUCUCAAGGCGCAGGUCGCCCUGGAGCUACAGCAGCUGGUAGAGCUAAGGGGGCUGCUGCGAGCUGCGGCGGCGGGG
Molecule: messenger RNA, 1256 nt
Organism: Astrephomene gubernaculifera
Lineage: Eukaryota; Viridiplantae; Chlorophyta; Chlorophyceae; Chlamydomonadales; Astrephomenaceae
Source: the annotation of a GenBank genome assembly